Molecule: messenger RNA, 4497 nt
Organism: Magallana angulata
Lineage: Eukaryota; Metazoa; Mollusca; Bivalvia; Ostreida; Ostreidae
Exons: 4
Coding region: 63-596 (177 amino acids)
Source: RefSeq, a predicted model, not a curated record
UCGUCUUACACAUCAUGUGAUCGCGUAAGCGCGAACGUUGAAGAGCGUAAACAACAAGGAAAAUGACUGCACGUCUGCAAGAAAUUCAGAGUUCGUAUGAACAAAGAUUUAACUGUAUGAUUUGCCUGUGUCCCAGGCUUCAGAUGGUCAGCGGUUACUGUCAGCACAGGAUUUGCACACAGUGUCUGUACAAUGAAGACAGCAUACGCAAACCCAGCCUAGACAAAUGUCCUACAUGCCAAAAAGAAGAAGCUUUCCCAGUUAUAAGGCCAGCAAUUCCAGAGGAUGUUAUAGAGAUUCAGAGAUGUCUGGGAGUGAGAGCCUGUCCCCAUUCUGGAUGUACAAUGGAGUGUUGGGAAUGGGAAAUGGAAGAGCAUUUAAAAUCAUGUCCAAAUCGCCAACCAUCACCACCAAAGCAAACUCCUAAAAAGAGAAGAUCAUUGAUGCCAAGGACCGAGGACACCCCUAAAAUGUCGCGUGUGACUCGAAGUAGUACCUUUAAUUUGGGUAACUCAAGACUCGAGGACUUUCAGAUGGGGAGACGAAGGAUGAACUUACGCAGAAGUACACAGCAACAGACGCUCAAUAAUCACUGAAGUUUGUAGAUAUGUGAAUUGUUUAAAUUUGUUUGUUGUGCUUUGAUGAUUCUCCCAGAAUUGUCUUAAAAGGGUUAUUUAUUUAUAUGAAGACAAACUGAGUGUUUUGCUUGUGGCAAUAUUGUCUGUGAUGAAGAUUUUGUUGUUUUUUGUUUUUUUUUAAAUCAUGUUUAAUUAAUGCACACAGUAAUUUGCAUAGUUCUUUAAAGUGUAACUUUAUGUGCAGUAUGGCAGCAAAUCUAAUAUAAAUGUCAGGGAUCUUUAACUUUUUAUGACUUUUAGAAUUACUUGUAAGCUACUUGUACAUUGUAUGUGAAAUGUCAACUUUUAUUCCCAUUUCGUGCAAUGAUUUUUUCCCCCGUAUACUAUGUUAUGAGACACAUUUAGACAAAAAAAAAUAAUGAUAAAUGUCUUCUUUAUUUGCUCAGCUUAAAUACUUCUUUUGUAUGUUAUUAAGUGUUAAAACGUUUGUGUGCAUUACUUUCACGAAGGCCACUUCAUGAAAUCAUUUUGAUUAAAUUACCUUUUCUGUUUUAUUUAUUACAAAGUUAUUAUAAAUCUUUUAAAAAAUGUUAAAAAUUUAAGAGUAGAGAAGUUACAAUAGUUUUGAAGACCAUUGAACUUAUUUUGAUGUCCUUGUUUUAAUGUUAAAAAUUAUAAGACCAUGAAAUAAAAGAUUAAAAAUUUGGUCCCAGUAUGAAUGUUUAUUGAAAAGUGUUUUUGCAACUUGUUAGCAUCUAAAUGCUUUACCAAAGAAUAAUGUAUAUGUCACAUACAUGUAUAUUUCUGUAAUAGUUUGAAAUAUUUCUUAUAGUUUAAAAUAUUUCUUGUAUCAAGUAUGUUUAGUUCAAAAGUUUCACUCAGUUUAAACUGCAGAAUGAUGCAUCAGAUUUCAUAUCAUUUAGUAGUGCCGUAAUUGUUGAAAAAAAUUACUACUACAUGUAAAACAAAGUACUUGUAUGACUAUUACAAUGCUUUUAAUCUAACAGUGGAAUUUUUGGCAAUGAUGAACAGUUGUACAUGUAAAUGACAGUGCAAUCAGAUUACAUGUGUAUUGUAAUGCCUGGUCAGGACAAUAUAUUGAAGUUUUGUCACAUACAUGUACUCUGUGAGGCUUGACCAAUGGGGGUCUAUGUAAUGACUAAGUGAAUCAAAAGGCAUUUACCAUGAGUCAGCUUGAAAGAUUUUUCAUGUGCCUUAUGAUGUUUGACCAAUCCACCUUUGUGUAAAUGACCAAAAGGUAUACAUGUAGUUAAGGCAUUUUUUUGUUUUUGUGAAGUGACUAAUUUUUUAUUUUAUUUUGUUUGACAUUUUGAGAAGAGGAUGUACAUGUGCGUUCAGCCUUACAGUGACAGAUAAUGACUGUGUUUUUAGGAGUACUGUAAAUUAUGAGUUAUGGCUUGACUUGUUUUACAAUUGGACUUGUGUUCAAUAAUAGUGUUCAUUUUGUUACUAAUUUACAUAAUUGUAAGGUUUUGUUUAAGAAAAUAAAAAAUCUCGAUUGAUUUAUAUGUUGUUUUGAAUUGACACUAGAGUGAAAUUUCUAGUAAUAUUUUGGACUUCCAUGAACUGAUGCAACUUUUGGCAGGGAAUUGGUCUGUUGAAGGCAAUUGUAAGGGAAUCAGCUAAAUAUAUCAUUGUACAUAGUGAAAAAUUAGUAAAAUUAUAAUAACUAUGUUCUGAUAAAGCAAUUUAUUUCAUUUGCUCUUAACAUGUAUAUCACUGAAACUGGAUUUUGUCAACAACAAUGUCAUUUUACCAUAACUAGCUGAUGUUUACCGGUACAUAACUGGAUUUCAUAUAAGUAAGCAAAAUGGACAACAAGGUAUCUGGUUAUAUAAUUUAUUCUAAGAUUUCAGUAAUUUUUUUUUUAAAUACAUAACAUCAAUUAAUAAAACAAUAUAACAAAACUUUUAAAGAAGAAUAAUAAAUGAAUUCUUCAUUGUUGAAAUAACAGGACAUACAACUGUAGGAACUUGUUUCUGUACAUGUAUUGAAAAGAAAAAAAUUAAACAUUAAAAGAAAAAACCCAUAAAAUCCCAAGAGAUUUCUAAAGAAUGAAAUCCAGUACACACAAUUAUAACUACAUGUAUAAGAAAAUAGCAUUUGUAGUCUGAUUAAAAUGCCGCUUUAUCUAGUAUUAAUAAUCCUGCAAGCACAAGGAAGACAACUAUGUCAAUGUAAGAAGGGGGAAGCAAGUCCUGUAUACUGUACAUAUGUACAUUUGAUUUUCAGAUACAAGUUUAUACACAUACACCACAUCUCUGUAUGUGGAUUUGAUGGCAUUGAAUUUUACAGCAUGACUAGAUCUAUCUUAUAUAAAAUAAUCCCCCCUUUUCUUUUUGGGGGGGGGGGGGGGUGGGGGGGUGGGGGUGCAAAAUAUUAAAAAUUUAUGUGGUUACUCUUGCAAUUCAGGAUCAAUUUUUGUGUGUGUUCAAAUACCUUUGGAAAAUAAUCCAUUCAUAGAUUUAGUUAUUUGGUGUCAUCUUCAUUGAACAUUGCAUUAUAUAUAAAUAAGGCGUAUUAAUCUAGAUGUUUACAAUGGAAAUAUCAUCAAAAUUUACAUGUUACAUGAAUUACAGUUUUACAAAUGUAAAAUGUUAGUGUCUAAGAAAAGUAAUAUAUAAUCUAUAGAAGGAAAUUAAAUGAAAUUACACAGUGCAUGCAUAUAAAAUACCGUUACCUCGAAUAGCAACUAAGGUCACCGAAUCUACACAUAUUUGAUGGCACUAAAUUGAAAAUAAUUUUAACCUAGCUGUUUUGACACAGAUAUGUAGUUCUACAGACAAGACAAAUAUGACUGACAAAUACAGACAUAGGUAUACCACAGUAAAUAUGCACGUACCUAUGUCAAUGUAUGAAAAUUGAUAAAGAAAAUUUCAUGAAGUACAUUAAAAAAAUGUCUACACAAAAAAGAUUGACAGGAAUCGGAAACUAUACCAGCUGCCUGCUUCUAGUCACAGAGCCAAUAGAAUUAAAACAGGAGCAGCCAAUGGAUUCAGAAUUCAUGAAACAAUAACCUUGUACCUAUGGAAAUGCAUUGCCCUAUCACUUACUGGUAGAAUGAAAAUGUUCGGUAGGUUUUUUUUUUGACCCCUUAAAAAACCACCACAAAUUCUAGACGCUGCUGUUCAGAAAAUUGAACAAAAUUUAUCUGAAAAUGAUGACUUAUAAUCCAUCUGGGCAAGGGUUACAUGUGUAGACAAAACAAUGCAAAGAAACAAAAAACUACCCCUGAUAUUUAAAAAUAUCAUAUUUCUUCAUGAAUCACAAUUUCGUACCUGUAAUUAGAUUAAAAAACAGUGAUUUUUAUCAUUCAGCUAUGUUCUCCGAUUAUCUACUGUAUUUAUAAUAAAUAUAAAUAUAAACAUUUCUGACAACUUGUUCUAUUGCACUGAUGUUCUUUACUAAAUCAUGCACAUGAAUGUACCUGUAUCAAACUGUUCAAGUGGUCAAGUGGUACAUGUAGGUGUCCUGACUUAAUUACUAUAAAGAACUGUAUUCAACAAGGGUUUGUUCUAGUCAUAAUACAUAAAUACAUUACCUUAAUACAUUUUAUAUAUUUUCUUUUACAUAUUCUUUAUAAUCACUGAUAUCAAAAGUUCUUCCAAAAUUAAUAAAGCAAGAGCUUGUACAAAUGGUUGUAUGGAUCUACCUGUAAAUAAGCUUGGGUUAUCACAAAAUUUUAAACACACAUGUCAUGUAUAAUACCCAUUCUCAAAUUUUUGCUGAAGAAAGUAUAUUCUGUUCAAAAUGUCAUGUACAUGUAUGAAACCAACAAACAUUUAAUGCAUCACAAGAUUGUCAAGUACAUUAUCUAAUACCCGGUACCUGUAUAUAAUUCAAUGUGACAUUCAUUUUGAUUACAGAAGCUGAAAAGAAAAAUGAUGAAGCAAACAAU